UUUAUGUGCACUCAUUGCACGUGCCAAGCUGCAAGUCACCUCUUGAUGUUCUCCUUCAUCAGCCUCAACAACAUAAAUAAACAAACACCACCACCAACCAACAGUCAAUCUUCAGACAGAUAGGGAGAGGUGGUUCAUUCAGUCUGUGAAAUUAGUAUUGUUGUUGAAGCUCUAGAUAGUGGAAUUAAUUAAGUAAAAGGACGAUGGGCGUGGUGAUAAUCGACGGAACUACAGUGAGGGAGUUCGUGAAAGAGGAGGCGCAGUUCAAGAAGAGCGUAGACGAGCAGUUUGUGGCUCUGGACCUCAACAGCGAUGGCGUUCUGUCGCGGGCGGAGCUACGCAAAGCGUUCGAGUCGCUGAGGCUGAUUGAGGCCCACUUCGGCAUCGACGUGGCCACCCCACCGGAGCAGCUGACUCAGCUCUACGACUCCAUAUUCGACAAGUUCGACACCGACCAGAACGGGACGGUGGAUCUCGAGGAGUUCAGGGAGGAGAUGAAGAAGAUUAUGCUGGCCAUCGCCGACGGGCUCGGCUCAUCCCCUAUUCAGAUGGUUCUUGAGGACGACGACCAAAACUUUCUCAAGAAGGCUGCCGAUCUCGAGGCGUCCAAGACCUCCCUCUGAAUCUGAAUCACUCUCACUUUCUUCCUCCUCCGCUAGCUAGCUAGCUUCUAGUUUGCUUCUGCAGACCAUGUGUUGUUAUCUUGUGCUCUUUUUCUUUUUCUUUUAUUAACUGCAAAAAACAGCCUUGAGUACUGUAUGAUGAGUUGAGCCUGUCUUUAUGUUAUAUCAAGUAUAUAGAUGUAAAUAUAUUAUCAUCCAUAAAUAGAAUUCAGUCUCUCCUCCAUUUUCUCCUCUCCAA
Molecule: messenger RNA, 861 nt
Organism: Prunus mume (Japanese apricot)
Lineage: Eukaryota; Viridiplantae; Streptophyta; Magnoliopsida; Rosales; Rosaceae
Product: Calcium-binding EF-hand family protein
Molecular function (GO): calcium ion binding
Source: RefSeq, a predicted model, not a curated record